GAUCACAAAACCAAACACAGAGCUUCAGGAUAAAAAGAGAGAGAGCGGAGAUGUUCAUCGAGAGCUUUAAGGUAGAGAGCCCGAACGUGAAGUACACAGAGAAUGAGAUCCAUUCCGUGUACGGUUACGAAACCACAGAGGUUGUCCACGAGAACCGUAACGGUUCUUACCAAUGGAUCGUCAAGCCCAAAACCGUCAAAUACGAUUUCAAAACAGACACCCGUGUCCCCAAACUAGGGGUUAUGCUUGUUGGUUGGGGAGGAAACAACGGAUCAACUCUAACCGCUGGUGUGAUCGCUAACAAAGAAGGGAUCUCGUGGGCGACUAAAGACGGAGUGCAACAAGCGAACUACUUUGGCUCGCUCACUCAAGCGUCUUCAAUUCGGGUCGGGUCUUACAACGGCGAAGAGAUCUACGCUCCUUUCAAGAGUCUUCUCCCGAUGGUGAAUCCUGACGAGGUUGUGUUUGGUGGUUGGGACAUAAGCGACAUGAACUUAGCUGACGCUAUGGCUAGAGCCAGAGUCCUCGACAUUGAUCUCCAGAAACAGCUCAGACCUUACAUGGAGCGCAUGGUCCCGCUCCCUGGUGUCUACGACCCUGACUUCAUCGCUGCGAAUCAAGGGUCACGUGCUAAUAGCGUGAUCAAAGGUACGAAGAAAGAACAAGUUGAUCACAUCAUCAAGGACAUGAGGGAGUUUAAGGAGAAGAACAAAGUGGAUAAUGUAGUUGUGUUAUGGACAGCCAACACGGAGCGUUACAGCGAUGUGGUUGUAGGGCUUAAUGACACGAUGGAGAAUCUAUUGGCUUCUGUUGAGAAGAACGAGUCUGAGAUCUCGCCUUCUACGCUUUAUGCUAUCGCUUGCGUUCUUGAAGGCAUCCCUUUCAUCAACGGGAGUCCUCAGAAUACUUUUGUCCCGGGGCUUAUAGAGCUUGCGGUAUCGAGGAACUGCUUGAUUGGUGGGGAUGACUUCAAGAGUGGUCAGACUAAGAUGAAAUCUGUUUUGGUAGAUUUUCUUGUUGGAGCUGGUAUCAAGCCUACUUCGAUUGUGAGCUAUAAUCACUUGGGAAACAACGACGGGAUGAACCUCUCAGCGCCGCAGACUUUCAGAUCUAAGGAGAUUUCAAAGAGUAAUGUUGUUGAUGACAUGGUGGCUAGUAAUGGCAUCCUCUUUGAGCCUGGUGAACAUCCUGACCACGUCGUUGUCAUCAAGUAUGUACCAUAUGUUGCGGAUAGUAAGAGAGCCAUGGAUGAGUACACCUCUGAGAUAUUCAUGGGAGGGAAGAAUACGAUUGUUAUGCAUAACACCUGUGAGGAUUCUCUUUUGGCUGCUCCAAUCAUCUUGGAUCUUGUUCUUCUCGCCGAACUCAGCACCAGAAUCCAAUUCAAAGCCGAAGGGGAGGGGAAGUUCCACUCUUUCCACCCAGUAGCAACAAUACUCAGUUACCUCACAAAGGCACCUCUAGUACCGCCUGGGACACCGGUGGUAAACGCUCUGUCGAAGCAGAGGGCUAUGCUGGAGAACAUUCUUAGGGCCUGCGUUGGGCUUGCGCCAGAGAACAACAUGAUCUUGGAGUACAAGUGAAGGUCAGGGAGGACGAAGAGUUUUAGGAUAUGAGACUUUUUAUGAAUGCUCCAUUGUCUUUGCUUAUGUGAAGUGUGGGAGAAGAUGGAGAUGGUUAUGGGUAAUUUGUGUGAUAAUGAUCUGGGAAGGUUAGCUAAGCUUUUGGAUCAAAUGUGUAAUAGACUUAAAGAGUAACUAUGUUUAUGCCUCCUUGUGUUAUAUAUCAAACUUUCUCUAUUUUUAUUUA
Messenger RNA from Raphanus sativus (radish), 1809 nucleotides. Its product is annotated as inositol-3-phosphate synthase. Gene Ontology annotation, biological process: inositol biosynthetic process; phospholipid biosynthetic process. Gene Ontology annotation, molecular function: inositol-3-phosphate synthase activity. Bases 51 to 1583 code for a protein of 510 amino acids. Gene Ontology annotation, cellular component: cytoplasm. The transcript has 7 exons. Lineage: Eukaryota; Viridiplantae; Streptophyta; Magnoliopsida; Brassicales; Brassicaceae. The record is from RefSeq and is a predicted model, not a curated record.